AUGCCACAAUCUAAUGGAACGGUACUUGCUGAGACUAUUGCAGCAACAGCUGCAGCCACUCUUGUUAUUGCUGGAAUCUUGUUCUUCCUAUACCGAUUUCUUGCUGCUCACCGCCUCCUAAAAGGCAAGACCAAUGGAAGUUUUCGAAGAGAAGAAGUUGUGAUGAAUCGAGAAGAAUUUAGGCAAUGUGGUGCGAAUGUGAAAGGGUUGAUUGUUGAGGAGAAUGGGGUUGAUGUUAUAUACUUUAGAAAAUUAGAAGCCGGACAGCUUCAAACAAAUCUUCCAAGAGUAAUGUUUAAUCCCAGUUAUGAAGAUGAAGAAGAAAAAAGGGUGGAUACUAAAGGAGAGAGGCCUGAAUUGUCUAAGCCAUCUGAUUUGACCAAUCCUGAUAAAUUGGCAAAACCAUAUUCUCUACAACCUCCCAGACCUCUACUUAGAACAACUUCAACAUUAAUAUUGGAGAAGCAAGCUCCACAAUCACUGCCUCCUCCACCACCCCAACCAGCAAUAGAUAAAUCUCCACCAUCACCACCCCCACCACCACCUCCUCCCCCUUCACUAUGGAUGCCACCACCGCCUAUUCUGGCAAAAAGGAAUCCUUUACCACCUGCUCCACCUCCUAAGGUAGGUGGUUUGGGUUUAUCACUAAAACCCCCACCUGCACCUAAAGGCAAAGCAAGCAAUAAGUGCAGGGCAGAGGCUUCCACAGGGGAGAGCUCAAAAACAACUGGCGUUGGGCAAACAAAGCUGAAGCCUUUGCACUGGGACAAGGUCAUGGCUGCUGUUGAUCAUUCAAUGGUCUGGGAUCAAAUCAAUGAUGGAUCAUUCAGAUUUGAUGAUGAGCUUAUGGAAAAUUUGUUUGGAUAUACCACCAUUAAAAACCAAUCCUCUGAAAGAAAUAACCACUUGACAGCUUCAAACAAGUCUAACUCUGCCCCAACAUCUCAAGUUUUCAUCCUAGAGCCCCGAAAGUCCCAGAACACCGCAAUCGUGCUAAGAUCUCUUGCAAUCUCUCACAAAGAAAUCGUAAAUGCCCUCCUUGAUGGGCAAGGACUUGGUGCUGAUACACUAGAAAAACUUACAAAAAUUUCCCCAACCGAAGAAGAAGAAGCUAAGAUCCUCCAAUUUAAUGGCAACCCAAGUAAACUUGCAGUUGCUGAAGCUUUCCUCUUCCACAUUCUGAAAGCUGUUCCUUCAGCAUUCACUCGUUUCGAUGCAAUGCUUUUCAGAGCAAACUAUGACCCUGAAGUCCUUCACCUCAAGAAGUCCUUGCAAACACUUGAAAUGGGGUGCAAGGAGCUAAGAGCUCGCGGGCUCUUCCUAAAACUUCUUGAAGCGAUUCUCAAAGCUGGCAAUAGAAUGAAUGCUGGAACUGUCAGAGGCAAUGCACAAGGGUUCAACCUCAGUGCUCUUCUGAAGCUAUCUGAUGUCAAAAGCACUGAUGGAAAGACUACACUACUCCACUUUGUGGUUGAACAAGUAGCACAGUCAGAGGGUAGAAGCUGUGUGAUCAAUCAGAACUGCAGCAUUGGUCGAAACACUAGCCAAAUUAUUUCACCGAAUUCGGAUAACAUAACCGCUGAAGAGAGAAGAAAAGAGUUCCUAAUAAAAGGGUUGUCAUUGUUAGAAGGGUUGAGUAUUGAAUUAUCUAAUGUAAAGAAAGCAGCUACCAUAGAAUAUGAGAGCUUCAUCCGUAUGAGCUCUACUCUAAGUAACCGCAUAGCUGAAAUUAAGAAACUUUUGACACAGAGUGGCAAUGCUGAGAGAGGUGGAUUUGCAAGAGAAAUGAAAGGGUUCUUAGAAGAAUGUGAGGAGGAGCUUAAGGUGGUGAGAGAAGAGCAAACAAGGGUCAUGGAGCUUGUGAAGAGAACAACAGAAUAUUACCAAGCAGGAGCUUUGAAAGACAAAGGAGCACCACCACUUCAACUGUUUGUUAUUGUGAAGGAUUUUCUAGACAUGGUUGCUCUUGUUGGUACAGAAAUUUCAAGAAAGCUACAGACGAAGAAGAGUUCUACAAUGACUGUAGGAUCUUCCUCACCUCCUCUAUCACCUUCAACCAUAACAUCAAACAAGUUACAAAACUUCCACUCACAUUUCAUUUCAGAUAUGUCAUCAAUAUCUUCCAGUGAAUCAGAAGAUGGUUUCUGA
This is a messenger RNA of Prunus mume (Japanese apricot), 2148 nucleotides long. Its product is annotated as formin-like protein 4. Gene Ontology annotation, molecular function: actin filament binding. The record is from RefSeq and is a predicted model, not a curated record. NCBI's taxonomy places the organism in Eukaryota, Viridiplantae, Streptophyta, Magnoliopsida, Rosales, Rosaceae. Gene Ontology annotation, biological process: actin nucleation; actin cytoskeleton organization.